This is a messenger RNA of Mercenaria mercenaria, 1016 nucleotides long. Its product is annotated as tetraspanin-33-like. Gene Ontology annotation, biological process: protein localization to plasma membrane; protein maturation; regulation of vascular endothelial growth factor signaling pathway. NCBI's taxonomy places the organism in Eukaryota, Metazoa, Mollusca, Bivalvia, Venerida, Veneridae. The transcript has 4 exons. The coding region runs from base 321 to 1016 and encodes 231 amino acids. The record is from RefSeq and is a predicted model, not a curated record. Gene Ontology annotation, cellular component: membrane.
UUACACACUAGUUUUAACAUUCAAAUGAACAAUUACUCAUCGUUUGUAAUGGACCACUGCUGUCCUUUUUAUAUCAACGAGCUAGUUUUUUGUGAUGAAUGAAUGAAAUCUAAAAGUGAUGGUUCACUACUAUUUAAUGAAUAGAUGCGUUAUACCUGACCAACAAACAAGAACUAUUUAUGUUCUAGUGUUACAAAUAAUAGGAAACGACAAGGAUAAACUUUGUGUCACAAACGAAAUUUCAAAAGCUGUUUACUGUGUUGCUUUUAUAGAACUUUUCUUAAAGGCUAGAUAAAAUACCGAAAGAACUUGUUUGAAAGAUGGGGUUUUGUCCGAGGGGAGACACUGUUGUGAGUCCUGUCAUAAAAUAUAUACUACUUGUUGGAACGUUUCUACAUUGGGUAUGUGGUGGUGCCAUGGUUGGUGUAGGUAUAUGGGCCUUUGUGGAGAAGAACAAGUUCUUUUAUCAACCAAUUAAGGAUGUAUAUGACGUCAUAUUUGACCUGUCAAUUAUGCUUAUAGUGGCUGGAGGCAUAAUGUUCAUCAUCACCAUGUGUGGGUUUGUUGGGGCACUGCGAGAGAAUACAUGUCUGCUAAAAUUUUUUUACAUAUCAUUGAUGUUCAUAUUUCUACUGGAAGUUACUGCAAGUAUAUUAGCAUUUGUAUUCAAGGACAAGGUCGUUGACACGCUAAGCGGUGUACUCAAAGAAGUGUACAUAGAGGGUUACCAAAACGACGAGGAGGCUGUCAUGGACUUCUUUCAGGAAAAUUUUGAUUGCUGCGGUGUGAAGAGCUAUGAGGACUGGAAUAUAAAUGAGUAUUACAACUGUUCAGAGGUAAAUCCAAGUCAACUAAAGUGCGCUGUACCUUAUUCCUGCUGUAAAGAUCCGGAUGAACUAUCGGUAAACUACUUUUACCAACUUAUUAUCGCAAAUAUUUUGAUCAACAAAACUCUUCAGAUGUUUAAAUCAUAUUCACGAAUAAACACCCUCAGCAUAAAGUAUAUAGAUUUUUAA